AUGCCAAAAGCAACACGAAAACAAAUAUCACCCAACUUUGACAUGUCAUUUCUUCCAACCGAUCAACAAAUAAAAGACAUUCAAGAAGCCAAAAAACAAUUAUGCGAAUUUGUUGUUGGUGUGCGAAGAGAUGAUGGCGAAGAAUAUUUGUCAUUAAAAAAUUGUAUGGCUGCAAUUGAUAGACAUUUGAAAAGUCACAGUGUAAUUAAAGAUCAAAUUACCUUAAAUGGAAACGCGUGCAAGCAAAAUUAUCCAGACUUAUAUAAAACUUUAAAUGGAAAGCUACGUGAUCUUAAGAAACAGGGCUGA
This is a messenger RNA of Entrophospora sp. SA101, 309 nucleotides long. Lineage: Eukaryota; Fungi; Glomeromycota; Glomeromycetes; Entrophosporales; Entrophosporaceae. The record is from the annotation of a GenBank genome assembly.